GGGGGAAGAAGGCGAAGCUCGCAGACGCCGGAGCACUCGCCGCGCGGAGGUCGCCGCUACGACGCAGCGCGCAGGGGCACGAUAGUUGAGCAAGCUACGGUGCCGGGCGCAGAGGAUGCCGUGAGGCGCGCGGCAGCACCCGGAGAGCACCAGGCCCGCGGCGGCGUGACGUGGCGGCGUGGCUGGCCGGAUGCGACGCCCUGGGAUGCCCUUGGCCGGUAUCUUGGGGCCGGCUGCUCGCUAGCGCCUGCGGCCUCGUGGCGGCGCCCGUCCCGCGGCGACACAGCUCCCGCUGCAGCAGCGCGCGCGUCGAGGAGCGGCCGGCGCCCGCGCGAGUCACCAUGAUGGACGCCACGGACGCCGACGAGGGCCUGCCCGCCUGCUCGCGGGACGCCCUGGGGCCGCCGCGCGGGGGAGCCGUCGCCUACGACGAGCGCGCCAUCUGCCACAGCACCGAGGCCCUGAGGAACGAGCUGCUGCUACACGAGGCGGUCAUCAAGGACGACCCGGACGCUGUGAGGAAGGUGCUGAAGGAGCCGCUGGACGUCAACAGCAGGAACAACUACGGAAGGGCACCAAUACACUGGGCUGCGUGCAGAGGAAAUAUAGAAAUAAUGGAGAUGCUCAUAGCAGCUAAAUGCGACAUAGAAGUCAGAGACAAGUACUGCAUGAGGCCCCUCAUGAUGGCGGCGUGGCACGGACACAAGGACGCCGUGGAGAUGCUCAUCAACUGCGGCGCCAACGUGGCGGCUGUCAACAAGAAGCAGUACUCGCUGCUGACGUGCGCGGCGCGCAACGACCGCGCCGACGUGGUCGGCUUCCUGCUGGACACGCUGGAGAACCUGCAGGUGGACGCGAGCGACGCCGAGCGCCAGACGGCGCUGUACCACGCGGCGCUGGGCGGCCACCUGCGGGUGCUGGCGCGCCUCGUGGACGCCGGCGCCGCCGUCGACUGCCCCAACAAGGCGGGACGCACGCCCCUGCACGCGGCCUGCGAGCGCGGCCACGUGGACGCCGCGGACUACCUGCUGCAGAAGGGCGCGGACAGCGGGGCGCGCGACGAGCAGGGCGACACGCCGCUCCACGUGGCGGCCCUCAACCAGCAGACCGAGCUGGUGGCGCUGUUGCUGCAGGCGGGAGCGCGGCCCGACCCGCACAACGAGAAAGGUUUCACGCCGCUUCACUUUGCCAGCAGUCUGGGCUGCAGAGGAAUCAUCGAGUCCCUCCUGCAGUACGGCAGCUGCAUCAACUCCAAGAGCAAAAACGGCAGCACUCCCCUCCACCUGGCUUGCCAAGCAGAGAAGACUGACACGGUGGAGUUGCUCAUAGCAAAAGGAUCCUCGCUCAACGAAGUGAACGCAAGGAUGCAGUGUCCGAUCCACAUAGCCGCGGAGCAAGGAUACACGGAGAUAUGCAAGAUGCUGCUGGCGGCGGGAGCAGACAUUGCGCAGAAGGAACAGAGCGGGAAGACUCCUCUAUACAUAGCGGCCAGGGGCAGUUUCACAGCCAUUGUUGACAUGAUCAUCAAGACGGCACGCUUAGACUACCCACAACCAGAGGAGGAGUUGUGCGACGCCGCGGGGGCGGCGGGCGUGAGGCGGUGCCGGUACGUGGAGGACGCCGUGACGCCGGACACCAACGUGAGGCUGCGGCAGCUGCUGUGGAGGCUGGCGUACAAGCACCUGGCCGACGGCGAGUGGAAGCGGCUGGCGCACCACUGGGCGUUCACCGACGAGCAGAUACACGCCAUCGAGCACCAGUACACGGGACCAUCUAGCUACAAAGAGCAUGGGUUUCGCAUGUUGCUGAUAUGGGCUAAUGGUUUGAAACCUGAAGUUAAUCCAAUAAAGGAGCUAUGUGAAAGCUUAGCUGCUAUUGGAAAGAAGAAUGUUGCUGAUGCAUUCAGAAAGAAGCUUGAUACUGAAAAUGAACAAUACUUCCAAAGUGAAAAAAGUAAAUGUUGGAGGUGUGCACUUUUUUAAGACGAAAUAUACAGUUUAAUUUUUUUUUA
Molecule: messenger RNA, 2011 nt
Organism: Bacillus rossius redtenbacheri
Lineage: Eukaryota; Metazoa; Arthropoda; Insecta; Phasmatodea; Bacillidae
Product: ankyrin repeat and death domain-containing protein 1A-like
Exons: 15
Coding region: 342-1982 (546 amino acids)
Biological process (GO): signal transduction
Cellular component (GO): nucleus; cytoplasm
Molecular function (GO): protein binding
Source: RefSeq, a predicted model, not a curated record